AGGAGGCGGGGGAGGGAGAGGGGGUGGCGUCCCAGGCCGGUUUGAGGGGUGCGUUGCCCGGAGACGGAAAGUUUGGGAGCCGCAGCAGGCUCUGCGUGGCCCCGGGUGGGGGUCCGAGGAGCGGCGGCCCUGGGGAUGGGGAAGGAGCAGGAGCUGCUGGAGGCGGCCCGCACCGGGCACCUCCCGGCCGUGGAGAAGCUGCUGUCCGGGAAGCGGCUCUCCUCCGGCUUCGGCGGCGGCGGCAGCGGCGGCUCCGGCGGCGGCGGCGGCUCCGGGGGCGGCGGCCUGGGCUCUUCCAGCCACCCGCUCUCCAGUCUGCUGAGCAUGUGGAGAGGGCCGAAUGUGAACUGCGUAGACAGCACCGGCUACACACCACUCCACCACGCUGCGCUGAAUGGCCACAGGGAUGUGGUUGAGGUUCUGCUGAGGAACGACGCGCUGACCAAUGUCGCUGACUCGAAAGGCUGCUACCCCCUGCACUUGGCAGCAUGGAAAGGAGACGCCCAGAUAGUGCGCUUGCUCAUCCACCAAGGGCCCUCGCACACCAGAGUCAAUGAACAGAAUGCUCUUGAGAUCAAAGAACUCAAAAAGUACGGCCCCUUUGACCCUUAUGUCAAUGCCAAGAACAACGACAAUGAGACUGCCCUGCACUGUGCAGCACAGUACGGCCACACGGAGGUCGUGAAGGCUCUGUUGGAGGAGCUCACAGACCCCACCAUGCGCAACAACAAGUUCGAAACACCUCUGGACUUGGCAGCGCUCUACGGGCGGCUGGAGGUGGUGAAGAUGCUGCUGAGCGCGCACCCCAACCUCCUGAGUUGCAGCACUAGGAAGCACACCCCCUUACAUUUGGCCGCGAGGAAUGGCCACAAGGCCGUGGUGCAGGUCCUGCUGGACGCCGGCAUGGAUAGCAACUACCAGACGGAGAUGGGCAGCGCUUUGCAUGAGGCUGCUUUGUUUGGCAAGACCGAUGUGGUGCAAAUUCUGCUGGCUGCAGGAAUCGACGUUAACAUAAAGGACAGCCGUGGCCUCACUGCCCUCGACACUGUGCGCGACCUGCCUUCGCAGAAGAGCCAGCAGAUAGCAGCCCUGAUAGAAGAUCACAUGACUGGAAAAAGAAGCGUGAAAGAAGCAGAUAAGAGCGCCACAGCUCAGCUACCUCUCCUCUCCAGCACAGAUGCCACAGCACCAAAGUCUCAAGGGAGCGUGGAGAAAGCAGUCACUGAACUGAUCAUUGAUUUUGACACGCGCGCUGAGGAGGAGGGUCCCUACGAGGCCCUGUACAAUGCUGUGUCCUGUCACUCCUUGGACAGCACGGCCAGUGGGCGAUCAUCUGACCGAGAUUCCGUGAACAAGGAGACCGAGGCCACAGGAGCAAGAACUGCUGGAGUCAGGCCUGUACGUGGCCCAGGCCUGAGCCUCCCGGGGGCUGUGGUGGCAGCUAUGGGUGCUGGCAAGAGGAAGUCUGGUGCUGGCUCAUUGCCGCAUAAGCCAGUACUCCACUCAGAGAGGAGUCCUGAGGACCACCCACCCACCGGGCCCAUCCCUGCCGCACUGCACGUCAAGCUUCUGGCCCUGGCUGUGAAACCCAGGACCCAGAGUGGUGUCUCCCGGGAAGAGGACGAGCACCCAUAUGAGCUGUUGCUCACAGCAGAGACCAAGAAGCUGGGGGCCUCAGACGGAAAGACUAAAGACCACAGGCGGAGCAGCGGCAGCCGGAGCCAGGACUCUGUGGAGGGGCAGGACGGGCAGGUCCCGGAGCAGUUCUCAGGUCUCCUCCACGGCUCCUCCCCAGUGUGUGAGGUGGGGCAGGACCCUUUCCAGCUGCUUACUGCCCCCAGCCAGAACCACCCAGAGUCCCCCCAGCAGGACGCCUGCCACGAGGCCAGCAUGCAACUAGAGGAGCCAGGCGUGCAAGGCACUGGAAACCCACAGCCCGGCGUCCUGGACCAAAGCAAGAGAGUGGGCUUCCCAGCAGGCCUGAGUGCUGCAGCCGGCCGAGUACACCUCCAGACUCUGACUCACACAGUCGCUCUGCACCCUGCUGGGGCUGAGGAAGAGGAGGACAGGAGCGGGGCCAGAAGCCGAGCCCCUCCCACUAGCAAGCCCAAGGCUGAGCUUAAGCUCAGCCGCAGUUUGUCAAAGUCUGACUCUGACCUCCUGACCUGCUCUCCCACGGAGGACACCACGAUGGGGAGUCGCAGCGAGUCUUUGUCCAACUGCAGCCUCGGGAAGAAGAGACUGGAGAAGUCACCUUCGUUUGCCUCUGAGUGGGACGAGAUUGAGAAAAUCAUGAGCUCGAUUGGAGAAGGAAUUGACUUUUCUCAGGAACAGCAGAAGAUCUCAGGUUCUCGGACGCUGGAGCAGAGCGUCGGGGAGUGGCUGGAGUCAGUCGGCCUGCAGCAGUAUGAGAGCAAGUUGCUGCUGAAUGGCUUUGAUGACGUCCGCUUCCUGGGCUCCAAUGUGAUGGAAGAGCAAGACCUGAGGGAGAUUGGCAUCAGCGACCCACAGCACCGGCGGAAGCUGCUGCAGGCUGCACGCUCCCUGCCUAAGGUGAAGGCUCUUGGCUAUGAUGGGGUCAACCCCCCCUCAGUGCCCUCCUGGUUGGACUCACUGGGGCUGCAGGACUACAUCCAUUCCUUCCUGUCCAGCGGCUACAGCUCCAUAGACACUGUGAAGAACCUCUGGGAGCUGGAGCUUGUCAAUGUCCUGAAGGUUCACCUGCUGGGCCACCGUAAACGCAUCAUCGCCUCGCUUGCGGAAAGGCCCUAUGAGGAGCCACCCCAGAAGCCCCCGAGAUUUUCCCAGCUAAGAUGCCAGGACCUAAUCUCCCAGACGUCAUCCCCACUGAGCCAGAAUGACUCCUGCACAGGGCGGUCAGCAGAACUGCUGCUGCCCUCGGCAGACACCAGCAGGAGGCGCCACGACAGCCCGUACGACCCUGCGGCAGCCUCUCGAGUAGAGCGCUUCAGAGUCCAGGAGGAGCCCAGUGAGACCAAGCUGACCCUCCGUCCGCCCAGCCUGGCUGCCCCCUAUGCUCCGGUGCAGAGCUGGCAGCACCAGCCAGAAAAACUCAUCUUUGAAUCCUGUGGUUAUGAGGCUAAUUAUCUGGGUUCCAUGCUGAUCAAAGAUCUGCGAGGGACAGAAUCCACACAAGAUGCCUGUGCCAAAAUGCGGAAGUCUACAGAGCACAUGAAGAAAGUCCCGACCAUCAUCCUGUCCAUCACAUACAAAGGGGUCAAGUUCAUCGACGCUUCCAACAAGAAUGUCAUUGCUGAACAUGAGAUCCGGAACAUUUCUUGCGCUGCGCAGGACCCGGAGGACCUGUGUACCUUUGCCUACAUCACCAAGGACCUGCAGACGAGCCACCACUACUGCCACGUCUUCAGCACAGUGGAUGUGAACCUCACCUACGAGAUCAUCCUGACCCUGGGGCAGGCAUUUGAGGUGGCCUAUCAGCUGGCCCUUCAGGCCCAGAAAUCCAGGACGAUGGGGGCCUCUGCAGCUGCAAUGAUUGAAACAAAAUCUUCCAAACCGGUGCCUAAGCCUCGGGUCGGCGUGAGGAAGUCUGCACUGGAACCGCCUGACUCGGACCAGGAGGCCCCAUCCCACGCUAGUGUUUCCUGGAUUGUGGACCCAAAACCAGACUCUAAGCGGAGCCUCAGCACCAAGUAUGAGACCACUAUCUUCUAAACAGCCACCCUGUCUCCACUACCCCACUGUGCCUUUGCCACCCGAUGGCUCUGCUGUCUCAGCUCUCCUUCCAGCUGCAUGGGACCUGCCCUCCUGGCAGCAGCUCUAGACACCUCCUCCCUCACAGCUCCUGCUUUCCACCACCCACACUGUGAACCUCCCAGUGGGCCGAGGACAGCUAGGGCAGCUUCCGUCCGAGGGCCCCAAAGCCUUUGCAAUAGGCCCUGGGAGGUGAGGAGUGGGGGUAGCUUCCAAGGGGACCCCAGUAGCCUCCCCAAGGUUGCUCUCCUCUCCUGUCCAAUCCUGGGUCACAGCUGGAUGCCAAAAGCUACCAGUUUUCACCUUUCCUGACCCACCCACCACUGUGACCACCAGUGCCAGGGCCCUGCACACAGCUGCUUUCUCACCUGGUCAGGCCCCGUGAUGUGGCUUCACCAGGGACAGACUUUCUGUAAGGGCCAAGGUUGGUACUGGCCACACCCUAGAGCACGUCCAAACAGUGGGUUCUUGAGGGACCUGGGUGUGCUUGGCCCCUGUCUGUGCUAUGGGCCUGGCUCUGGAGUCCAGCUCACCGAGGCGUGCCCUGCACACAAGUGCACCUUCUUCCUUCUCAGAGUGGAGCUGCCUGCGCAGAGGGCGGACACUGAGCAGCUUCUCUGGUGUCUGACAGCAUUCUCACACUCCCUGUGGUGGUAGGGACCUGAGACAGCCGUCAUCCAGCCAUCCCCACAGCUAGCAUCAUGGAGCUGUGGGAAGAUCAGUCUAGAUGGCAGGAGGCAGAAGAACUGGUUCCUGUGGCCUUGGUGCCAACAGUGUAGGACAGUGGAAGAGUCAGUCAGCGCUGAGCUGGGACCAGGGCUGUCCACCUCCUGUCUUUGUGCCUUCCUGGACAGAUGGGCCAGGAGCAGCAGAGGGCUGUAGGCUGUGGAGGGCGCUCUGCUCCGCUCGGGGGAGGCAGGGACCUUCUCUUCUGCUCUGUGUCCUUUCCAUUUCCUCCAACUUGCACAGACUUUGGUUAACUCUUUCCUCCCCCGUUGUUUGCUUCU
Alexandromys fortis (reed vole) is the source of this 4739-nucleotide messenger RNA. It is a transcript of the gene Anks1a, whose product is annotated as ankyrin repeat and sterile alpha motif domain containing 1A. Lineage: Eukaryota; Metazoa; Chordata; Mammalia; Rodentia; Cricetidae. Gene Ontology annotation, cellular component: cytosol. The coding region runs from base 136 to 3693 and encodes 1185 amino acids. Gene Ontology annotation, biological process: ephrin receptor signaling pathway. The transcript is spliced from 24 exons. Gene Ontology annotation, molecular function: ephrin receptor binding. The record is from RefSeq and is a predicted model, not a curated record.